UGAUUAAUUUGAAGUUCGCAAAAAUUGAAAUUAAUAGUAAUAAUAUAGUUAAUCGACAAAACAAAUUGCAACAUUUGGUCAAUAACAUCAACAGCAAGCAACGUCAACCAAACAAAUCGCAGCAUCUAACAAUUGACAUUAGCUAGACCAACUUGACCAUUAACAAUCACUAUUUACACCAUCUUUAGUAUUUACAAUUUAUCAUCAAAAAUCAAGUGUUUUGUUUUCCGUGUGUCUCCUUUAUCUUUAUCUUUAUUUAUCUCUCUCUGUGCUGUGUAUCCGUGUGUGUGUGUCACUACACAAUAAGGUUACUUUAACCUGGCUUCUCGACCGACAUUUAUAGAAAUGGAUGAUCUUCGACUUUCGGAGACAGCUUAUCUCAAUGUUCCAGAGCGUGAUAAAAGUCCUUCUCCGGCUGAUUCAGUUGCAUCCUCCAUUAGUGAUAUAUCCACUUUACCCAUAACUGGAAGAAGAAAGGAACAUGGGGGUGUUACAAGUCGUCUUCUGUUUGCAAUAGCUGCCGGUGCCAUCGGCUCAUCAUUUCAACAUGGUUAUAAUACUGGUGUAACAAAUAUUCCUCAAAAACAAAUCGAAGCUUGGAUCAAUGAGACUUAUGCUCGUCGUUUUGCUGAGAACCCUGACCAGCAAACAAUCUCUCUAAUCUUCUCUUUACUAGCAUCAAUCUAUUGUGUUGGUGGAAUGGUUGGUGCUCUAUCAACUGCUUAUUUUGCUACCAAAUUCGGACGUAAAGGAGGUUUACUUGUCAAUAAUGUUUUUCUUGUUAUCGGAAUUAUUUUAAAUGUUCUUGCAAAACCUGUUGGCUUUUAUGAGCUAUUAGUUAUUGGACGAUUCUUCGUCGGAAUCAACUCUGGUAUGGCAGCCGGUUUAACGCCCAUGUAUCUAACGGAAAUAUCACCGACUAAUUUAAGGGGCGCUGUAGGCACAAUGUACCAACUGAUUCUUGUAAUUUCCAUUUUGAUCUCAAAUGUCCUUGGAUUUGAAAAUUUUCUCGGAUCGCCAACACUAUGGCCAUAUCUGUUCGCCAUUCCCUUGAUUCCUAUGAUUUUCAUGUUUGCAACACUUCCUCUCUGCCCGGAAUCACCAAAACAUUUAUUGAUUGUCCAGGGGCGAGAAGGAUUAGCAGCCAGCGGUUUAUCAUGGCUUCGAGGAUCACUUGAGAUUCACGAUGAACUCGAAGAAAUAAGACAAGAGGCUGCUUCAAUGUCAUUAGUCCCCAAAGUAUCAUUUAUGGAUAUGUGGCGUAAUCCAAUCUACCGUCAACCCAUGUUUAUUUCAGUUGUAGUCAUGUUGAGUCAACAAUUUUCCGGUAUCAACGCUGUAAUCUUCUAUUCAACCCAAAUCUUCCGUGAUGCUGGACUCGAGGGAAUGAAAGCAAUUUACGCAACUCUUGGAAUGAGUGUAAUCAAUACUGCCAUGACAAUUGUUUCUCUUAUUCUCGUUGAACGAGCUGGACGAAAAACCCUUCAUCUUGGCGGUCUCAUUGGUAUGCUGUUCACCACCAUCAUCUUAUGUGUCUCCAUCAACAAUAAAGGAUCGUCUUUCUGGGAGUUUGUUAGCGUUAUCAUGGUUCUCACUUUUGUGAUAAUGUUCGCUACAGGACCUGGUUCAAUCCCUUGGUUCCUUGUUGGUGAACUUUUCGGCUCAUCAGCUCGUGGUAUGGCAACUAGUAUUGCAGUCUGUGUUAAUUGGGCAGCUAACUUUAUAGUCACUGUCGGCUUCUUACCACUAAGUAAUCUCAUGGGAGCUUAUGUGUUCUUGAUUUUCACCGUUUUAUUAGCAAUCUUUUCAGUAUACACUUACUUUAAGGUGCCUGAGACAAAAGGCAAAUCAGCGGAAGAAAUUGCAGCCUUGUUCCGUCAAAAGUCAUACCAGUAGUAAUAAAAAAAACUAACCAAGCAGCAAGUUUGAGGUGUUUUAAAUACAACAUAAACAUUUAACAAGAACAUUAAACAUUGUAAAUUAUUUUAUCUUCUAAAGAGUAACACAAAGAGUCAUUUUUUUGGAA
Tetranychus urticae (two-spotted spider mite) is the source of this 2026-nucleotide messenger RNA. Its product is annotated as solute carrier family 2, facilitated glucose transporter member 1. Gene Ontology annotation, biological process: monosaccharide transmembrane transport. The record is from RefSeq and is a predicted model, not a curated record. Gene Ontology annotation, molecular function: hexose transmembrane transporter activity. Lineage: Eukaryota; Metazoa; Arthropoda; Arachnida; Trombidiformes; Tetranychidae. Gene Ontology annotation, cellular component: membrane.